Messenger RNA from Diprion similis, 1541 nucleotides. RefSeq lists its product as uncharacterized. The transcript has 6 exons. Lineage: Eukaryota; Metazoa; Arthropoda; Insecta; Hymenoptera; Diprionidae. The record is from RefSeq and is a predicted model, not a curated record. Gene Ontology annotation, molecular function: heme transmembrane transporter activity; heme binding. Gene Ontology annotation, biological process: transmembrane transport; heme export. The coding region runs from base 1 to 1473 and encodes 490 amino acids. Gene Ontology annotation, cellular component: membrane.
AUGGUGACAACUAGGAAUCGCGGGAGUAUCGAUAAGGAUGAGAUAUCCUUGCCAGAAGUGAACAAAGUUUUGAUAAUACCAGUUCCUGAAGUUGAGACGGUACUUGGCGGCGCAAACAGAGAUGUGAAAUGCUUAAGAGUAGAUAAAAGCAACAAAGAGGUGAAAACUUUCGGAAGGCGUUGGCUUCAGCUCUUGCUGUUCUUCUUCUGUGGUGCGAGCAACGGAAUUCAUUGCUUUCAAUUCACAGUCAUCAAUAACGUGGCACGCAGGUAUUACGGCGUUUCAUCGCUGGCGAUCGAAUGGACCACGACGAUUUUUAUGGUAGCAUACGUUAUUCUCCUGAUACCAGCUUCUGGCCUGAUGAGCCGCGUUGGCUUGAGGCUAACGGUGCUCAUAGGCACUAUGGGCACAUGUCUCGGGGCUUGUAUCAAGGUUUUCGCAUCGUCGCGAGACGGUUUCGCCAUAGCAUUUGCAGGGCAGUGCUUUUUAGCCGUCUCACUUAUUUUCAUACUCGCCGUUCCCGGGCGUCUAGCUGCUUACUGGUUCGGAACUAACCAGAUUGCCUUGGCCACAACCAUCGGCUUCUUCGGCCUGCAGGCAGGCUACGUUACUUCUGGUCUUGCCACUGCGAUGGUUGUACGAAACCACGAAAGAAUCGAGGACAUCGGCAAUGAUUAUUCAAAGUUGUUUUGGGCCGAGGCGAUUAUCUGCACCAUCGUCGCCGUGAUGAUAUUCCUCUUUUUCCAGGACGAACCCCGCCAACCACCGAGUACCGCAAGGGCACUCGCAAAAAUCACCCGCGAAUCCCGCACCACGGAAAGUUAUUUAUCGGUGUAUAAAAGAGUUUUGAGCAACAAGAGUUUUCUUAUACUCUGGAACUCAUAUGGGCUACUCGUGGGGUCCACGGUCGCAUUGGCAACUAUGCUUAACCCGUUUUACAUUGUUCACUUCAAGGACGAUGCAAAAGGUGUAGGCGUUCUAUCAUCGUUCUCAUUCGUCGUGCAAUCUAUCGGCUCUGCCGUGUGCGGUGCGCUUCUCGACAGAACAAAAGCAUUCAGAGUGAUGUCUAUCGUGGCCAGUUGUACGUCAAUCUUUGGAGCGAUUUUGUUCGCGGCAAGCUUUGUGAUGGAGAUAAAGUGGAUGUUAUUUGCCAGCUAUAUACUGCUCGGCGGUCCGGUAAUAGGUUACUCAACGAUUGGCAUGGACUUCUGUGUCGAAAUUACUUACCCGGAACCGGAAGCGAUCACCACGGGGAUUCUGAACAUGUCUACUCACCUCUACGGGUUUUUACUAGUACUGAUUACUGGCAGGAUGCUUGAAGCCUUUGGAGAUGUGGCAGGUCACGGAUGCCUCGUCUUAUCCCUUGUCGUAGGAACCGUCCUAGUCAUCCUCAAUAAGGGCGAGCUUCGUCGUCAGAAAGCUGGACAAUCAGUUACUGACAAUAAAACAUACACUGCCGUUUCCCAGAAGUAGAUUAUGUUGUAAAUUAAGUGAUUCUUGUUGCAAAUCGAUAAUAGAAAUUUUCCUGAUUGAUUGUAAAG